CAUUGAUGACGACAUUUCAGCACGUUCUGAACGGAGGAUGUGGAGAAAUCUCACCAGAAUUUUUGUUCCUGCGCAAACUCAAAGAAACCUCAUUUCUGCUGCUGCGCACUGGCGUCUCUGCGCCACCAUGAAUACUGAACUGGAGCCCAAACUGUAUUGUCCCCCUUCAGGGGUCAGGGGAAUGACCUCUCUGGACAAAGAGGCCUUCACACAGACCAUCACAGUCCCAGCUCUACAGGUUCCCACUGGGGUCCUUAAUAAAGUAGUGAAGAGCCUAAAGAAGUCCACCAUCCAGCGCCCAGGUGUACCCAAAAUAGUUCAAGACAAAGAAGGAAAUGCUGACUUUCGUUUAGUUCUGUUGGACCCCCACAGAGUGUCCUCCAUCAGCUCCUUGAGUGAGGCUGAAGCAGAGGCCCUCAGGGCGUUUGGUGUUUCAGAGGAGCUACAAGACUAUGAGGUGAAGCUGACUUAUGACAACCUGAAGAGUGAAGAAGUGCUGGAGGCGGUGCUUCCUCAGGGUCAGGAUGUGACCUCAGGGUUCAGCCGGGUGGGACACAUCGCACACAUGAAUCUAAGAGACCACCAGCUCCCGUUCAAAAACCUCAUAGGUCAAGUAAUUAUGGAUAAAAAUCCCGGAGUCACCUGCGUGGUCAAUAAGACAAACAUCAUCGAUUCAACUUACCGUAACUUCUGUAUGGAGGUGCUGGCUGGAGAGGAAAACAUGGUCGCCAAAGUGAAGGAAAACGGGGUGAUGUACGAGUUUGAUUUUUCUCGUGUUUACUGGAACCCCCGGCUGAGCACAGAGCACCAACGUGUUGUGCAGCUCUUUAAACGAGGCGACGCCGUGUUUGACGUGUUUGCUGGCGUUGGACCCUUUGCCGUCCCAGCCGCCCGUUUGGGUGCCAACAUUUGGGCCAACGAUCUCAACCCAGAGUCGUACAAAUGGCUGCAGCACAACUGCAAACUCAAUAAGGUGGAGAGCAAAGUCCAAACCUUUAAUCUGGAUGGCCGAGCCUUUAUCCAGGGGCCUUUAAAGCAGGAGCUUUGCACUCUGCUGAAGGGAGAAACUAGUGUUCAUGUGGUGAUGAACCUGCCUGCAUUGGCCCUGGAGUUCCUGGAUGCAUUCAGAGGCCUCCUGCAGCUGGAACCUGCAUGUGAGCAGAACCUCCCCACAGUGCACUGUUAUGCCUUCUCCAAAGAAGAUGACCCUGCAGCAGACGUGGUGUUGAGGGCUUCCCGCAGCCUCGGCUUCCCUCUGGAGAACCAGUGCUCCGUGCAUUUUGUGCGCAAUGUAGCACCUAACAAAGACAUGAUGUGUAUACGAUUCAGGAUCCCAAAAGAGGUCCUCUUCUGCAGGAAUGAAGAAAAAACUGAACCCACAGAAGAGCCAGCCCCGAAGAGACAAAAGUGUGACAAAUCCACAGAUUCAACAUGAUGAACCUUUGGGGUUCUUCACAAAGAAUUAUGACUCCGCUUUAGUUCAGCCGCACUAAAAUCUGAUAAAAAUGAUAAUGCUGGGUUCCAACAUGUGCAUGUUUAAUUUUUAAAUAAAUCUCAAAUCAGAAAGAGUUUUUUAUUUAACGAAAAAUAUAAACUUCGCAUAAACAUGUUGAUAAAACAGCAGGAGAGCUGCUUCUAAAGUCUGUGAGGAGCGGCUGUGACUCGAUUCAGCCUUUGGAAGGAAACAGUCCGCUGAAAGCGUCCUGGAUGGCUCGAUGACACGCCAACGCUGAGGUGUAUCCUCCAGCUGCUUCCUGAAGCGUGGUGGUCCGUACGUGGUUCAGAUACCUGAGAACACACAAGGAUUUGCUCAGGUGAGAUGUUUAGUUCACUUUCUUGAGAGAUGGUUUUAGUGGAAAUCUAAUGGGUGAAAUACAAACAUGUUUAUUAAAUCCACAUUUUUAAAAUCUUUUCCUUUAUUAUUUUUUUUUCUUGGAUGUUUUAGUGAAAUAAAUAGUUCUUAAAAGCUUCA
Messenger RNA from Nothobranchius furzeri (turquoise killifish), 1972 nucleotides. RefSeq names its product tRNA methyltransferase 5 (gene trmt5). Lineage: Eukaryota; Metazoa; Chordata; Actinopteri; Cyprinodontiformes; Nothobranchiidae. The record is from RefSeq and is a predicted model, not a curated record. Gene Ontology annotation, cellular component: cytoplasm; mitochondrial matrix. Gene Ontology annotation, biological process: mitochondrial tRNA methylation; tRNA N1-guanine methylation. Gene Ontology annotation, molecular function: tRNA (guanine(37)-N1)-methyltransferase activity.